AUGACAAGUCAUGUGCUUUUUGUUAUUUUCUUUGUUCAUACCAUAAUAUUAAACUUAUCAUGCGCAUUUUCAACGAGCAACGGUGAAAAGAGAUGGUCAAAACUGUCUACAUCCACCAACAGUCAAAAGUGGAAACGAGGAACACAAGCAUCGAACAAGAAGAGAAAGGGAUACGAUCUGAGAAGUAAGCGGGGAGUUCGAACAGGUAGAAAGAAACCGCCUAGAUGGGAAACAGAAGGUGAUGCACUUUUCUUUGUUUCAAAAUCUGAUGGGUCGGUGCCAGAAGUUCCAGGAGAGACGCCAACUGAGAUGCUCAACAAUCUAAUGAAAAUGAAGCAGAAACUCCAAUCCGAAAAGAAGAAGCCGGGAAAGAAACAGCCAGCUGCACCAGCAAAAGAUGAGGAUGAAGAUGAUGACAGUCAAAAAAAGUCACUGCCGCCACACAUGGUAUGGGGGACCCUGUCGACUGGACCAAUCCUUUCUCCAAAGCUGAAAACCCUGUACGAUACCCCAACAGCUAUUCAGACGGAAAGCUUUGGCCCAAUCACAAGCAGACAGAAUGUGGUCAUUGCCGCUGCUACUGGAUCUGGAAAGAGUUUGGCAUAUCUUCUACCCCUCAUGUGCCGAGUGUCGAGAAAAAAGUUUGGUUCGGUCAUGGUCGUCACACCCAGUUUGGAAUUGGCAAAACAGAUAAAAUCGGUAGUGGACGGCAUAUGGACUCCUACAAAGGAUAUACCAGGAUCGUCUGUGUGCAUCAUAACAUCAGAUUUGUUUGAUGAGGGUUCGACGGGAUUUGUCCCAGAUGAGGAAGUUCUGAAUACCCCAAUAAUUGUCGGAACAGCAGGAGCUUUGUUGAAGUGGCUUGAGUUUAGCAUUAAAUCACGAAAGGGCAGACGGGUGCUUGAAAACCUCGAGACUCUUGUUCUUGAUGAAGCCGAUCGAAUCAUGCAGACGGAAGCAAUGGCUCGAAUUGAGAACGACACUCGCAAUGGCAAUGGCGGGACAGAUCUAUGGGAACGAAAGAAACGACUCCAAAAGUCAGACGCCAUUUCGCUGUUUGACACAAUUGCAUCCCAGGGUCGCUCCUUUUUUGUCAAAAGCCGAAAUCAUAUUCAACUAAUUUGUGCUAGUGCCACAGUGGGAAGAACUCUGAGAAGGCAGGUAAUGGAAUUAACAGAUGCCACCACUGUCGAGAUGGGUUCCGUCUUGGUAUGUGCCGAUAGUCGGGUUGGGAAGGACGCAGACGAACGAAGAAGUAGUUUGUUACCAACCACUAUCAAGCACAUGUACAUGAUUCAAGAGGAAGGAGCAGAAAGAGAAGGAGCUGCUAUGAUCAAGGAAGUUUGGCAAGUCAUGAAGCAGCUUCCACCAGGUCCAACACUUGUGUUUCCAGGAAGGACUGGAGUACAGCUUACCGCCGAUACAUUAUUGACCGACUGUGGCAUGCAACACACCAUAACGCUUCGAGACGACAUUCGAGAAUCCAGCAAGGCGUUGGAUUUGGAAAAAGCGGACACCCAGCACAAUAGUUGGGAAGAAACUCCAGUCUUUGUGGUGUCUGAGAAACUCGCCCGUGGUUUGGAUAUUCCCAACGUUGCCUAUGUCGUCCUGGCAGGAGGGGCGCCAAACAGUCCUGCUGCAUAUGCACAUUUGGCAGGGAGAACUGGUCGAGUUGGCAAGGAAGGCAAGGUGCUUACUUUUGUCCGAGAUAUGAGGGGCGCCCAACGGGUGGUAAGCAUCAGUUUCAAGCUUGGGUUGGCGUUCGAGCCACUGUCAGUAGCUGGUGGAACUCCAGAUAGCGCAGAAAGUAAGAGCGUUGUAGAAAUGGCAGAGGAACUAGAGCCAGAGGCAGGGUCAAUACACGAGGCGGACAGUCCCACACUUUUGAGAGAAGAGCUCGAAAGCUACACCGUUCCGACGCUCAAGGAAAUGUUGAAGGAGCGAGGGGAGAAAGUCAGUGGCAUAAAAGCAGAGCUGGUACAGAGACUACUAGAUGUCUAA
Cylindrotheca closterium is the source of this 2001-nucleotide messenger RNA. NCBI's taxonomy places the organism in Eukaryota, Bacillariophyta, Bacillariophyceae, Bacillariales, Bacillariaceae. The record is from the annotation of a GenBank genome assembly.